This is a messenger RNA of Alternaria hordeiaustralica, 459 nucleotides long. RefSeq lists its product as uncharacterized. Gene Ontology annotation, molecular function: JUN kinase phosphatase activity. The transcript has 2 exons. The coding region runs from base 1 to 459 and encodes 152 amino acids. Gene Ontology annotation, biological process: protein dephosphorylation; regulation of MAP kinase activity. The record is from RefSeq and is a predicted model, not a curated record. NCBI's taxonomy places the organism in Eukaryota, Fungi, Ascomycota, Dothideomycetes, Pleosporales, Pleosporaceae. Gene Ontology annotation, cellular component: cytoplasm.
AUGGGCUGGCAUACUGAUAUAUUCUUCACGUUUAGUUUCCACAUCCGCUCAGAAGACCACCCAAACACCGAUCUCCUCAAAGACUUCACCCCCGCCGUCCAGUACAUCGACUCAGCCCUAAACGCCGAAAACGGCGGCGUAUUCAUCCACUGCGCAAUGGGAAAGUCCCGGUCCGCAACACUCGUCUGCGCAUACUUAAUCUGGAAGUACAACAUCACCCCUGCCGCAGCGUUGGACCAGCUAUGUGAGGGACGACCGGUGUGCGACCCGAAUCCAGGUUUCAAAGAGCAGUUGGAGGUGUGGGGGGAAAUGUGUGGGGUUAGUGGCGAGGAAGCGAAGAGGAAUGUGUACUCGGCGUGGGAGAAGGAUAGGUUCACAGGGGAAGUCUGGGAAUGGGAAGCUCGCUUGGAUAAAAAGCGAGAGCAAGAACACGACAUCGUGGCGAGGUCAAAGUUGUAA